AUGUCGACCCAGAUAACGACCGCCAAGCGAAACCCCGGGAAUUCAAUGGUGUCUACCUGGCGCCAUGACCGAUCUCAGUGGCAAUUAUGGCACUGGAUGAUUGAAAUUCUUGGAUUACACCUCGUAGAGCUUGAUAGAGAAGUGCCAGUCUUCUCCAAAAAAGACAAAAUCCACGCUGUUCAAGAAUGGACACUCCAUGUGUGGAUUCUGGUACACGCUGCGAUCCCACUCGUUCUUCACCACGCCUACACGACUUAUACUGGCAAAAAUCUCAGUUUUUUUGCCGCCUUCGCGUUAUAUUCGAGUGCAUUCAAGUUGAACGGAAUUCACGAAAUGCACAUCAUGCGCCGCCUUGGUCAACGUUAUGGUUUCUUGGAUGGUGACAAGCAUGCACGCGACGAUAUUCCCGACGUUGGAGUUGGCAAAGUCAUGCGCGAACUCAUGUCCACUUCGACCUUCCGCAUGAUAAUGGCCAUCUAUCUCACCUAUCAGCCAAGUGAAACACCAGCAACAAUGGAAUGGGGAUGGCUGCCUUUAGAGAUAGGCCUCUACAGCAUCACGGUGGAUUUUUGGUUCUAUUGGUAUCACCGAUUGAUGCAUUCGGUGGGACCAUUGUGGAAGUUCCACCGUAAGCACCACCUAACGAAGCAUCCCAAUCCCCUGCUCUCUGCCUACGCGGACCACGAGCAAGAGUUCAUGGAUAUCACUGGCGUCCCGCUUCUUGCAUAUACGACUUUGAAGUUCCUCGGCCUGCCCAUGGGUUUCUAUGAGUGGUGGAUUUGCUUCCAGUACAUUGCUUUCUCGGAGUUUAUCGGACACAGCGGUCUCCGAAUCCAUGGCGGUGCGCCCUCUACUGUCAAUUGGUUGUUGGAACUUUUCGAUGCAGAGUUGGUGAUCGAAGACCAUGACCUUCAUCACCGGUAUGGAUGGAGAAAGAGUCACAACUAUGGCAAGCAAACUCGCCUUUGGGAUAGAAUAUUUGGGACUUGUCUUGAUCGUAUCGAGAGCGUCAAGGACAACGUUGAUUACACAGAUCGUGUCGCUAUGCCCCUAAUUUGA
Penicillium maclennaniae is the source of this 1059-nucleotide messenger RNA. RefSeq names its product sterol desaturase family protein. The transcript has a single exon. Gene Ontology annotation, molecular function: iron ion binding; C-4 methylsterol oxidase activity. The coding region runs from base 1 to 1059 and encodes 352 amino acids. Lineage: Eukaryota; Fungi; Ascomycota; Eurotiomycetes; Eurotiales; Aspergillaceae. The record is from RefSeq and is a predicted model, not a curated record. Gene Ontology annotation, biological process: ergosterol biosynthetic process.